Molecule: messenger RNA, 4089 nt
Organism: Arthroderma uncinatum
Lineage: Eukaryota; Fungi; Ascomycota; Eurotiomycetes; Onygenales; Arthrodermataceae
Product: DUF1720 domain-containing protein
Exons: 5
Coding region: 1-4089 (1362 amino acids)
Biological process (GO): endocytosis; endosomal transport
Cellular component (GO): cytoplasm; plasma membrane
Molecular function (GO): calcium ion binding; actin binding
Source: RefSeq, a predicted model, not a curated record
AUGACCGGCUAUCAUACACAGCAGACACCGGGUUUACAGGUUCCGCAACAAACCAACCAAGUACCGCAGCCCACCGGCCAAACCUCGUCGCAAAUAGCACAGUCGUUCCAAAACGUCCCGGGACAGACCCCCGCUGCUCCACCACGAAAUGCGCAUGCCGGGUCGAAGAUACCGCCUAUGCGACUCUCUUUUAUCACGGUGCAGGAUCAGGCGAAGUUUGAACAGCUUUUCAAGUUUGCUGUGGGGGAUUCCCAGUCUUUGGAUGGUGAAACUGCGAGAGAUCUACUUUUAAGAUCCAAGCUGCCAGGCAGCGAGCUCUCCAAGAUAUGGAUGCUUUCGGACACUACCAAGUCAGGACGCCUCAUGUUCCCCGAGUUUGCGCUGGCGAUGUACCUCUGCAAUCUCCGAAUAACUGGACGCGAUCUCCCGUCGUCUCUCCCUGACCGGAUCAAGAACGAGGUCUCGGGCAUGGUCGAUAUUAUAUCCUUUGCUGUGCCAGACGAUCAGCCAGCGCCGGCCGCCCCGCGAUCGAACGCUCCCAAUUUCGAUCAGCCAUUAAUGCAGAAUACUUCUGCUCCUCCCGCACCACAACAGCCGCAGCCCCAGCAGGCCUCUAACUCGCAGCUCCUCUCACAAUUAACUGCCCAGCCAACGGGUUUCUACAACCAGGCAACAGGGUUUCAGCCGCAGAACGCCAUGCAGCCCCAACCCACGGGAUACCCAGGUGGCCUACGACCGCAACAAACGGGCAUGCCACCGAAUCCUCAAGCUACAGGGUAUUCGGGUCCACGGCCACCAAUGCCUCCGAUGCCAACUGGAUUCGCCUCCGGUCUAGCUCCUGCGCCCUUAACCGCCCAACCGACGGGAAUGCCUGGCCAGUGGGGAUUUGUCAAUGCACCGGCAACUGGAUUACCGAAUAUUGAAGCCUUGCAACAGAGACUCAUGCCGCAAGCAGGCAGGGAAGGCGGAUUUACUACUGCAGGCCUUUCUGGGAAUGCUACGAUUCCAUGGGCCGUAACCAAGGACGAGAAAAGGAUUUACGACGAACUAUUCCGUGCGUGGGAUGGUCUAGGAAAGGGGUUUAUCGGCGGAGACGUUGCUAUUGAGAUUAUGGGCCAAAGUGGACUGGAUCGCCAACAUCUUGAACAAAUCUGGACUCUUUCAGAUCCCAAUAAUAGAGGUCGUUUGAACAAAGACGAGUUUGCCGUGGCCAUGCAUCUCAUUUACAGAAAACUCAACGGCUAUCCUAUUCCAAACAGACUUCCCCCAGAACUAGUGCCGCCUUCCACUCGCAACCUCAACGACUCAAUUGGGGCCGUCAAGUCGAUGCUCUCCCAGGAUGCGGAGGCUAGGAAAUCUUCCGGCGCGUUCUUGCAGCCACAAAAGACUGGUGUCAGUUAUUUGAAGACACACUCUUUUAAUUCAGGUUCAGGUGGCGCUGGAUACGGCAGGAAAGAUGCUACCGUUUUCAAGAACAAUGAUGAUGCCGUUGGCUACAAGUCUAGUGCUCGUCGUCGCAUUGGAGCUGGCCGUACCCCGUCGCCCUCCUCGUCUGUGCAGUCGGAGAGGUCAGAAGAUGACUUAUCCGUUGAGCAAUUGAAGAAGAAAAUCCGCGAAACCAAAAUCAUGCUUGAUGCCACUGAUUUCAGGGACGAGAGCCAUGCCGAAGAGGAGCAGGCACUUGAUCGCAGGGAUAGAAGGGAGGCAGAGUCGCUUAUGGAUAGAAUCAGACGGGUACAGGACGACAUCGAUACUGACCCGAAAGCUUCAUUCAGAAACGUGGACUCUAGCGCUGAGCGUCGCUCCAUGCGUCGUCAACUUCAGUCUUACCAGGAUCAACUACCUGAAUUGGCUUCUAACGUUCGUAAGGCCGAGCGGGCUAUCGCAGAUUGCAAGCUUGAGCUCUUCAGAUUGAAGGAUGCCAAGGAAAAUCCAGGAAGUGCCCUGGAUAUCAUUGGUACCGGACCAGGCGGCGCAAUCACUGAGAGCGAUCGUAUCAAAGCUCGUGCUCGCGCAAGAAUGCAAGCUAGGGCUGCAGAAUUAGCAGGUCGACCAGCCCCUGCUGCUGCUGAUGAAGGUGCCGCUGCUCGCAGAUUGGAAGAGGAGAGAAGCAAAGUUAACGCUGAGCGUGAGCGUAACGAGGCCAUGACCAAAGAUGUUGAGGAGAGUGUCAAGGAGUUCUCAGCUAGUCUUGAGGACAGUCUUAAAGGAGAGGAUGAGAAUUCUACUCGCGAACAUGAACGACGACGCUGGGAGGAGGCCCUUGGGGUUGAGGAUCAAAUUAGAGACCUCAUUUAUGACCUUCAACGCAAUCGUAAGACUGCAAAGGUUAGAAAGGAAGAGGAGCAAUCCAGCCGUGGAAUGGGCGGCUCAAACCAAUACGCAAACUCCUCUGAUACCCUGCCGAAACCUAGCCCCGAACCCCGUUCUUCAUCUCAAUCGCCGUCGCUCGCUGGAUCUACACACGAGCAGCGGGUGGCAGCCGCCAGGGAGCGAGCUCAACGUCGUAUUGCCGAACGAAUGGCUGCUGCUGGGCUCAAGCCUGCAGAUGCCGGUGAGUCCUUCAUGGAACGACAAGAGCGUGAGAAGAAAGAAAGAGAAGAAAGGCUUCAGCGUGCCGAGGAAGAGGAUGCUAAGCGUGAGCAAGAAAGGCUAAGGAGGCUGGAGAACGAGCAAGCCCCUGCACCUCCACCAGCUAAGGGUGGACCAAAGAAGGCACCACCGCCUCCUCCAUCCCGAAAGGUCAGGUCAGAUUCCUCGGAGCAAAACGAUACGAGAAAAGCCGAGGAGGAGGCUCUGGCUUUCAGAGCUAAAGAAGAGCAAGAAGCCGCCCUUAGACAAGAACAACAGGCUCAGGAGGCAGAGACAGAGCAGCUAGAAGAUGAAACAAGGAGGCAAGAGGAAGCUCUCGCACGCGAGAAGGAAGCGGCUCAGGCCCGACUAAAGGCAUUGGAAGAGCAAGUCCGCCAGGGCAAGAUCAAGAAACAGGAGCAGAAGCGCCGUAAACAGCAGGCUGAGCAAGAAGCAAAGGAGAAAGAGGCUAAACUUGCAGCCCAACGAGCUGAGUUGGAAGCCGCUCAAGAAAGAGAACGUGAACUGCAACGACAGUUGGAGAACCUUGGAGACGAAGAAUCUUCUUCCGACGAAGAUGGGCCCGAGUUUAUCACACCUCAGGAUACCACGCCUACCCAAAGCCAAGUUUUCGAGCAACCAAGGGCUUCUAUUCCACCUCCUCCCACUGCAGCGCCUCCAGUACCUAUUCCUACUAUCAGGCACGAGGAGUAUCCAGAGGAACCGAUCCGAGUUCAAUCUCCUGAUCCUGUCGUUGAGCCAGUAAUGACAAAGGCCAUCCCUGAAACGGAGUCAAGGAACCCCUAUUUCCGCCAACUAAGCCAGUCAUCCGAGUCCCAUGCUCCUGAACCGCCAGCACAAGCAGCCCAAGACUCCCAAUCCACCAACCCAUUCCACCGCCUUGCUCAAGAUAACGCUAAAUCAGCAUUUGCAACAGGCGACGCCACUCUUCCUGGACCUCUCGAACGUAAAUCGCGAGCUCGCCCUGAGGAGGACGACGACUGGUCUGUGGCUGAAUCAGAUAACGAGUCUGAUGACGAUGAUGACCGAGUGGGCGGUGGAAGCGCUAAGCAGCUUGCCAGCAUCCUCUUCGGCACCAUGGCGCCACCACGUCCUCUAAGCGCAAUGGAUGAACCCCAAGAAUCCAAGACUCCCACGCCACCAGUCGCUCAAAGCCCAGUAGCCCCUCCUCCUGCACCUCCAAUGCCUGCUCCCCCACUGCCCACUGAGCAAGCACAGGAAGAGACACAAGAAGCUCCGUCAAUGCCUCCGCCCGCACCUCCACUCCCAGAUAUGGGCCCUCCAACUUCCGCGCCACCACCUCCACCAGGUGCCGCUCCGCCGCCUCCUCCGCCUCCUCCACCACCACCUCCGCCACCAGCCCCUGGCCCUGGCGCAGGUGGUCCACCAGGCAUGGGACGAGGUGCUUUGCUAGGAGAUAUCCAGGCAGGGAGGGCGCUGAGGAAAGUAACCACCAAAGACCGAAGCACUGCAAGCUCUGCCGGACGUGUGUUGUAA